GCCCAGGACGACUCUGCGGGUGGCUGCACUCAAGUAAUAUUGGGAGUUUUGAAGGAAAUCCGAAGUCAUUAAAAGGGAGUGUCAGAGGUGUGACAAAGUGAUAUAACUACACUUACCGCUGAACAACCAUGAUUUAAUUAUUAGACUGACAUCCAUUCGGGCUGCUGGGAGAUGGCCAGCGCCACAGAGGACCCUCAGCUGGGCUCGGGCCCAGAUGACAACGACGACACAUCUUCAUCAGAAAGGGACGCUGACUCUGACAGCAUCCUCUCAGACGACUCCGUGCUUCCAGACUACAAGCAGGAGGCGUCAAAUGGGCUGGCGGCAUCAACACUGUAUGAGGCAUGCGCCCGAAAUGAACCCGUCUCUCUGCGAAGAGUUCUGGAGGGAGGGGUGACAAAAGAGGAAGUUAUGAAGCUGGACCUCAACGGCUGGAAUGGCUUGAUGGUGGCCUGCUGCAAAGGCUUCUUGGAGAUUGUGUAUGGGCUUCACAACUGUCCCUUCAUAGACAUAAAUCACCAGGACAACGAGGGCAAUACUGCACUGAUGAUAGCAUCUCAAGCUGGUCAUAUCAGCACAGUUAUGUAUCUUCUAAACUACUACCCUGGUGUAGACACUGAAGUAAAGGACUGUCGGGGGUUCACGGCCCUCAUCAAAGCUGCCAUGACAGGCCGCAAUGAGGUUGUGGCAGCUCUCGUUAUGGCUGGGGCUGACAUACAUGCAGUUGACUCUACACGGGGAAAAUGUGCUCGAGACUGGGCUCAGAAGACAGGCCGCUAUGACACGUUGUGUCGUCUCCGUCGUCUUGCAAUACGACCGAAGGCCGAGCAGUUCUGUGAGAGCUACGUCCCCGAAUGGCCUGAGCUCAAGGAGAGAGUCUCCAAAGCCACUGCUCAGAGAAGUCCAACAGAAAAAAUCACUCUGCGCAUCAAAAACACCUUUGGAUUCAGAUUUCCACGUGAUCCCCAGGACAACGGGGUCAUGGACCACAUGGUACGUAUGACCACCAGUCUCCACAGUCCACUCAUUUUAACUGGAUGUCACCCACUCUGCCCCACGAGCCCCCCAGAGAUGGGGAAGAGGCGGCUGGCUGUACCAGAGCUGGUGGAGAAACACCCGCUGAAGGAGCUCGAAGAAAGCUCAGUGUGCCACAGCAAUGGCUCGGUGUCCCACAUUGUUCCCGCGAUCCACUCUGCAGAGACAAUUGCUGCAACGUGCUGUCCAGACACUGAGCGACGAGGCAGCAUCCUCUCGAUAGCUUCCACCAAAGUCGCAUCAACACUGGUUUCCCGCGGUAUGGCGAGAAGGAACAGCGUGUUUCCCUCUGGAUGUAUUCCCAAGAUCAAUGUCGACAGGCCUUCAGAAGCAACACCAAAGAAAGAAAAGAAGAAGAAGAAGAAGAAGGACAAAAGCUUCCUGGAACCACCCAAGUGGAAAUACAAGGAGAUCAAGGAUGAGAAGAAGAGGAAGAAAAAAUCUGAGAAAGAGAACGAAGCAAAAGAGAAAAAGAAAGAAAAAGUGAACAAGAAGGACAAAAAAUAACACUCAAAAGUUGGCAGCUUUGAGAUUUGAUUCUUCCUUUUAGAGCAAUGAAUAAUCGUGUAUCCUGAAAAUAUUCAUCAUAUAUUGAAACUAUGACCUGAAAUCCUGAUAGCAGACUUUAAAAUCCUCAGGAGUUUGAAGCUUUGGUGGUCUGAUAAAAAAUCUGUAAAAAUAUUAGACAGAGUCACACACAGAAACAUAUUCAAGUUUGAAUAGCAAAAUAAUAACUUCCCAAGUUUAAUAAUUGAAUCUCAAAUACAUGUAUAGUGAGAGAAGAGACCUGUAAUCUGAUCAUGCAAUGAUUGACAGCACUCGACAUCUGGCCCAUCAGAGGGCUGUGCCUGCAGGCAGGCCCUUGCAGAGCUGCAGAAGGAGAGGAGAUGUCGACAUGUCGUCCAAAAGACAUCACGAGUCAAGCCUGAUUUAUGGUUCCGCGUUAAAUCGACGCAGGGCCU
Messenger RNA from Cololabis saira (Pacific saury), 1997 nucleotides. It is a transcript of the gene ankrd33ab, whose product is annotated as ankyrin repeat domain 33Ab. Lineage: Eukaryota; Metazoa; Chordata; Actinopteri; Beloniformes; Belonidae. Gene Ontology annotation, molecular function: protein binding. The transcript is spliced from 5 exons. The coding region runs from base 172 to 1542 and encodes 456 amino acids. The record is from RefSeq and is a predicted model, not a curated record.